UAAUAAAAGAAAAAAACGACAAGAAAAAGAUUCAACAUAACUAUAACUUGGUUCAUAAUAUAACUACGGAGAGCCAAUUGACCUUCUUCGCUUUUGGCCUUGGUACCGUGUAGGUAGUUUCAUUCUGGCUAGUUUGUUACAAAAAGCAGUGUCCUGACACUAAUUUUGUAUACAAAUGAAGACAUAAUCAUGAUCGGAAGUAAUUUUCGUCAAAUUACCGGGAGUAAUAUGUUUUACGCCCGUUUCAUUGUCACCAAACGUUAUUGCUCUAUUAUCUGUGAAAGGCCAUACAUUCUUCUCGUUCCAAAAGGAUGUACGAGAUAAUCGGUUAUUCUAACAGCUAUGACAAAAACGCCGCAGGACUUGUAUAUAAAUAAACGUACGUCUGAUCGGCUAGAAUUCAUUAUUUGUGCGUCCUAACUCGUCCAAUAGUCCAAACUUGAAGAUUAUUGAAUAGUAACCGCAUUAAACUAAUCCAAACAAGUUUAUCUUUUUUAAUUGCUUCAUCAUGAUUAAUAUGUUGCUUACGUUAUACAUUGUCAGCAUCUUGCGGGAUCAAGUUUUUGCACAAAGUGACACUAUCAUUUUUGAUAACAGUUCCCCUGCAAAUAUGCAAAGUAACAACAAUGGCAUGAUGUGCUCUUGUGUAUCAGUGGGUAGUUGUCCUACUGUGGCUACGGGUAUUGACAUUCGAAUAGUUAAUACGGCUUCUAAUUGUUCUGCUGGGCAAGUUUAUUGCUGUUCAUCAACGGAUACUAUAAAUGGUGGUACUUGUGGCACCAGAAAAAUUCCAUUAGGUCUACAUCCUCAAGGUCAAGCCAGUUAUGGGGCAUAUCCUUGGCAAGCUGUACUUUUGACUACAAAUAACGUUUAUGUAGGCUCUGGUGUUCUAAUUACACCGAAUCAUGUACUUACUGUUGCUCACAAAGUAGCAUCUUAUAUAAAUGGUGGACUUAAAGUGAGAUUGGGAGAGUGGGAUAGUAGGUCCACAAAUGAACCUGAUCCAUACCAAGAAUAUAUGAUCCAAAGAAUUGUUAUACAUACAAAUUUCCAUUCUGAUAAUCUUCAGAAUGAUGUUGCUGUUAUAACAUUGAGUAGCACAGUACCUGUUUCUAGCAGCCCAAAUAUUAAUACUGCAUGCUUUCCUACAGCAGAACCUGCAGCUGGUACAAGGUGUUGGGUAUCAGGCUGGGGAAAAGAUGCAUUUGGUAUGAAUGGUCAAUAUCAAAGCAUAAUGAAAGAAGUGGAUGUACCCAUUGUAAAACAAUCAACCUGUGAAGUUUCUCUUCGUAGAACUAGACUUGGGCAAUAUUAUAAUCUUGAUAAAAACAGCUUUAUAUGUGCUGGUGGAGAAACUGGAAAAGAUGCAUGCACAGGUGAUGGUGGUUCACCAUUGGUGUGUCAAUCUGGAAAUGGACAAUGGCAAGUUGUUGGUAUGGUAGCAUGGGGUAUUGGUUGUGCAACAUAUAAUGUUCCAGGUGUUUAUGUAAAUGUAUAUAAUUACAUUGGAUGGAUUACACAGCAGAUUGCCUAAUUAUUCAAAAAAAGGAAAAUAUUGUGUACAAUAAUUAUGUAUUAUUAUGUAUUAUUUAAAACUAUCUCCUAUACAUACCUAGCUACUUAAUAGUUUAAUCUCGGUUUAAUGCAAUUUCUCGACCGAGUUUAAAAAUUAAUUUUCGUAUUAUGCAAAUAUAUGAAAGUAUUUUUAUUGAUCUUAUAUUAAAGUAUUAUUAUUUCUUAUAUUAUAUUUUGUUUGUCUGUAUCAUAUUUCAAUGUAACUGAAAUCUGUAUUAUAAAGCAUUAAAAGUCUUAAAAUUCGACAUUUUAAA
Molecule: messenger RNA, 1829 nt
Organism: Megalopta genalis
Lineage: Eukaryota; Metazoa; Arthropoda; Insecta; Hymenoptera; Halictidae
Product: inactive CLIP domain-containing serine protease A3-like
Biological process (GO): proteolysis
Molecular function (GO): serine-type endopeptidase activity
Source: RefSeq, a predicted model, not a curated record